Suncus etruscus (white-toothed pygmy shrew) is the source of this 797-nucleotide messenger RNA. RefSeq names its product TRAF interacting protein with forkhead associated domain (gene TIFA). The transcript has a single exon. Bases 24 to 581 code for a protein of 185 amino acids. The record is from RefSeq and is a predicted model, not a curated record. Gene Ontology annotation, molecular function: protein binding. Gene Ontology annotation, biological process: canonical NF-kappaB signal transduction. NCBI's taxonomy places the organism in Eukaryota, Metazoa, Chordata, Mammalia, Eulipotyphla, Soricidae.
AGGCGUGCUUGAGCUGUGCCGUCAUGUCCUGUUUCGAAGAUGCGGACACAGAAGAGACAGUGACAUGCCUGCAGAUGACUCUUUACCAUCCCAGCCAGCAGCAGAACAGGAUUUUCCAAUACAUAAAGUUUUACAACCGAGAGAAGCUUUCCUCCAGCGAAGUGGUGAGAUUUGGCCGGAAUUCCACCAUCUGUCAUUACAUUUUCCAGGAUAAACAGGUUUCCCGGGUUCAGUUCUCACUGCAGCUCUUUAAAAAGUUUGACAGCUCCGUGCUCUCAUUCGAAAUAAAAAAUAUGAGCAAGAAGACCAGUCUGGUGGUGGACAACAAGGAGCUGGGCUACCUGAACAAAAUGGAUCUGCCUUUCAGGUGCAUGGUAAGGUUCGGUGACUACCAGCUCCUGCUGGAGAAGGAGGAGGGAGAGUCAUUGGAAUUUUUUGAGACCAAGUUUCUAUUGUCAUCGAGGUCACUCUUGCAAGAGAACAACUGGCCAGCCGGGAAGCCAGUCCUGGAGUAUGGCAGUUACUCCUCCUGUUCCACCGAGAACAGCUGCCCUUUGGAAAUGGAUGAAAACGAGUUCUGAGCCUGCAGGACUGAGAUCGUCAAACUCUAUUGACUCUUGAGAGUUGUUCUCUGCUUUGGAGUAUCUUAGCAGUGUUGACAUCUGCUUGGUGAUCAGAUUAGGAUUGCUCAAAAUUUUCUUCUUUUUUCUUUUUGGGUCAUAUCCAGUGAUGCUCAAGGAGAACUCCUGACUCUGCACUCACGAAUUAAUCUUGGCAGUGUUCAGGGACCCUAUAGG